CAGUCAGGUCAGGUUCCCUGCAGGAGAAGACAAUAGGUGUUGGACUUGGAGAAGAAGUAGUACAUGAUGGAUGCAAUCAACGUCUGAAAAGAAUAAGAGGAAAGAAGAUUUAAAGGUAGAACACUCUGGAUUAGAAUAUCAUGGAGAUAGGUAUAUUUGUCCUCCUCCUGCUGCUUGUCCUAACGACUCAGGCUCUGAAUUUAGAUGAAUGGAAACCCCGGAUCUUCCGAGGGCCCAGUGGCAGUUACUUUGGGUUUUCCUUGGAUUUCUUUCAAACAGCAGAAAAAGAAAUGAACUUAGCGGUUGGUGCCCCCAAAAUGCAGACAUUGCAGCCACAUAUCAUUCGUGGUGGUGGGGUAUUUAUGUGUCCUUGGGAUUCGAAGACCAGAAAUUGUACGAUGAUAGAGUUUGAUCAAACAGGAGAUUCAAUCAAUAAAUAUGGCGAUAUCACCGUGGGGGUUUUCAAGUCUGAUCAAUUUUUUGGUGCCACUGUCAGAACCUGGAAAGACAGCAUUGUGGCUUGUGCUCCGCUACAGCACUGGAAUGUCUCAAGGCACAGUGACCAAUCUGGAUUAACACCCACCGGGGCCUGCUACCUGUCUAGUAACCUCCAAAACUUCCUUGAAUUUGCACCUUGUCGGGAAAUGACCACGGCUUCCAAUAAAAGGUUUUGUGAGAUAGGAUUCAGUGCAGAAAUUCACAAGGAUGGGACACUUUUAGCCGGAGGCCCUGGAGGAUAUGGCUUCUCAGGACUAUACACCACAAUGAAUCUCUCCAUUAUUCCAAAUCUCCAACCGUCACAGUAUUUGCUCCGUAAUGAUUUCAACCAGCAGACGUAUCCGUAUAGUGGGAUGGCGAGUAAUGCAUACAAAGGUUUCUCAGUAGCUUUUGGUGAAUUUGAUGGCAAUAAUAAACCAGACCUGGUGAUUGGGGCGCCAACGUUCAACUAUAUGGGUACUGUUGAAAUUUUUGUUGAGGGUCUACCGAUGCCAGCCCACUUGUAUAGGGGAGAUGGGGAUGAAAAUUCAAUCCUCAGGAAUUCGUGGAGGGUUGUCUACACCUUUAGGGGAGAUCAGAUUGCAGCCUACUACGGACACACUGUGGCUGUUACAGACAUUAACAAAGAUGGGAAGGAUGACGUGCUGAUAGGAGCUCCUCUCUACCAGGAAAGCCGGUCGGCUGGAAAGCUGCAGGAAGUUGGCCGAGUCUAUGUGUAUUUGCAGAAAAAGUCCAGCAAACUUGCAUUUGAGGUGAAAAUCCUUAGUGGUUCCCGAGUAUAUGAACAGUUUGGGGCCUCGAUUGCUCCUCUGGGAGACCUAGACCAAGAUGGUUUUCAAGAUAUUGCUGUAGGUGCUCCAUUUGGUGGUAAAUCUGGAGGUGGCUGUGUGUACAUCUACAGAGGUGAAGACUCUGGUCUAUCGUCCAAACCUUCACAAGUCUUAGAGAGCCCUCUUACUCCCCCUUCUAGGUUUGGAUUCUCGCUUCGGGGAGGAACAGAUAUUGAUGACAAUGGGUACCCAGACUUGUUGGUUGGUGCAUUUGAAGCAGACGCGGUGUACGUAUACAGGUCUCGGCCUGUGGUGGUUGUCCAAACAACUCUACACUUCAGUCCAGAUGCUCUGAACCCAGAGGAUAAGUUUUGCAAUACAAAAACUGGUUCCGUAAGCUGUUUUAUCCUGCACGUCUGUGUCAAGGUCUCCGGACAUAACCUGCCGAAAACACUGAAUUUCUUAGCUGAUCUUCAACUCGAUCGUCAAAAGAAUCUAUUUUCACGCAGAACCCUCUUCCUGGAUACUUCUAAUCCGACCAAAAACGUUACCAUCCAACUUCAGAGCAACCUUGGGACAGUCUGCAAGAACUUUACUGUCUACCUACGGGGUGAAUCUGAGUUUAGGGACAAAUUAAGUCCCAUUAUUGUCAGUGUGAACCUCAGUCUCCCUAAUGAAUACUCCGCAGAUGCUCUACAGCCUGUACUACAUGGGACGACUUUCUUACAGAACCAGACUCACAUCCUGUUGGACUGCGGAGAAGAUAAUAUUUGCAUCCCGAACCUGCAUCUCUAUGCAAGCUGGCCACCGGAAGCCCUUGUUAUUGGGACUGAUAAUCUGGUCAAUGUCCAGUUUAGUGCCUCAAAUUCUUUGGAAGGAGCCUAUGAAGCCGAGCUUUUAGUCAGGCUCCCUGCUGGAGCUCACUACGCGCAGGUUUUUCAAGUUCUGGAUCCCGGAGAGGAGAAGGUAGUCUGCACCCCCAAAAAAGAUAACGAGACAGAGCUUGUGGUUUGUGAGCUUGGAAAUCCCAUGAAGAACACUACAACAAUCCAUGCAGAACUGCAACUUGCUUUUAGCAACUUGGAGAAUUAUGGAAGUAACAUCACUUUCCCAAUGCAGAUAAAGAGUCGAAACAGUCAAAAUUCAAGUAGCUCGAUUGUUUGGGUGCAGUUGGACGUUAUUGUGAAAGCCUCACUAGAACUUCGUGGGAGUUCAUACCCACCAGAAAUUAUUCUGCCACUGCCAAAAUGGGAAUUUAAUGAAGAAGUAGAGAAAAAGAGACCCCAGGAUUACGGAGAGGAAGUGAAGCACGUAUACGAGCUGCACAAUACCGGCCCGGGAACAGUGCACGCCCACUUAGUUGUACAGAUUCCCGAACGCUACGAAGGAGAUUUCUUUUUGUAUCCCCUGGACAUAGAGGUGGAUGACAAAAUGACUUGCUUCAACCAGUCAAAACUGAACCCCCUGGAGUUGGACUUUUCUGUGGUUACUGAAGCACCCAAGAACUACAGCAUGAUUGGUGAUCAAAGACUAUACAAGAGAGACACAGAUAUAAUAGAUGCGGAAGAUUCUACAGAAGAAGAAGAAGAGAUUAUUGCCUUGACGGAAGACGGAAAGAAGAAAAUACGCACCAUUCAUCUGAAUUGCAGUGGUGUUACCUGCUGGGAGGUACAAUGCUUGAUAGACAACCUGGAGCAGGGGCAACGGGCAACAUUGACGCUACACAGCAUCCUCUGGAUACCAAGCUUCAUGAAGAGACCCCAACAGCCGUUCACACUGCUUUCUCAAGGUUCCUUCCAGGUCACAGGUGUUCCAUACAUUGUUCAGCCCACGACACUACUGGCCAAUGAUACCACCGCACAAACAAGUGUGCUGUGGAUUAGCCCUGAUGGACAAAAAGAGGUUCCCCUGUGGUGGGUAAUUGUAGGAGUCCUGGCAGGGCUUCUGAUACUGGCCCUGUUUGUAUUUGUUAUGUGGAAGCUUGGAUUCUUCAGGAGGAUGAGACCUCCUACGGAUGACCAGGAUGAGUUAACUAAUGAUCAACAGUUAGACUAGAUCCAUAAUCGAUGGCAGGGUUAACCAAAAGGAACCUUUAACUCUUCAGUUUUGGUGAUAAAGAAAUAUGAGAACUGUAGUUCUACACAAGCUUGAGGGCAACGUGUUGGUGGCCUGCAUAUCUUGAACAAUCAUUUAUCUACCAUCAGCUUUGGAAUUCACUGUCUUACCUUCAUAAACCAUGGAAUUCAGCUCCCAGAAGAACCUCGCUAUAAGAACCUCACAUUGCUCAACUGCAUCAUCACUAGCUUAAUAUCCCUGUAUCAUUCAGCUCCCUGUGAAAUUUCUGUGUCCUGAAGAAAUGAACCCUUUAAAAACGACAAUAAAAUUGAACAACAGACUGGUUUCUGUUUUAAUUGCAGAAAACGACACACAUGAAUUCAUGCUACAUACCACCCAAGUGUGACCUUUUUCUGGCAGAAAAGUUCUUUGGAAUUACUCUUUUUUUAUCAUGAUGUCCAUAGUUAGUAAGAACUUAAAAUAUCUGAUGUGUCAGAGUGAAUGUGUCACAGAACUCCAAAUAACUGUUAUCCCCUGCCUUAAUCCAAUGACAAUAAUACACAUAGCUGUAUAAUAACACAGUUUUUAACCUUUAUUACAUUUAAGUUUAAUGUAAUUGUACAAUUACAUUAAAUACAUGUCAUUCAAAUUUUCACUUUGCUGUGUUUACAAUAAAUAUGUAAACUGUUGAGUCAUAUACAAGAUAUUUGUAUAUGUAUUACAAAGGACCUAAAAAUACUCUAGUUUUGACUAUUUUCAAAAAGAAAAAUGAGAUUGCCUGGUUGAAUUUUUUGUACCGAUCUGACGAACAGUUCCAGGUGAAAUUAAUCAUUUUGAACCAUUUUUCAGGUCCAUUUUUUGUAUAAGAAAUAGUGAAAUUAAUUGUAGUAUAUUUAUUAACCUAUACUGUGAUUUUCUGGAAUUUGGUUUGAGAACGAAGUAGUGGCUGCUACAGCAGAACAGAAAGGUGAAGAUAUCCAUUUCUAGAAGAGAUUUGCUUUAUUUUUUGUGAUUUACACAAAAUCCAAUUGCAUGUCACCUAGGUGUAGGUGACAUGCUAACCUUACUUAUGUAGGUAUAUUUUGUAUUAGGAAAAUGAAUUGUUAACAGAUCAGAUCUCAUCAUGAGAAGAAGGUAUCAAGACUGGUGGCAGCAAUAAUAACAUUUUGUAGUUUUUCUGAUAUGUGAAUUUAUAACAUUAUUAUUCUUCACAAAUAUAUAGAAAUGUGAUUAAAGCAAUCUAGAAUGCC
Pelobates fuscus (common spadefoot toad) is the source of this 4573-nucleotide messenger RNA. Its product is annotated as integrin alpha-IIb-like. The coding region runs from base 141 to 3323 and encodes 1060 amino acids. Lineage: Eukaryota; Metazoa; Chordata; Amphibia; Anura; Pelobatidae. Gene Ontology annotation, molecular function: integrin binding. Gene Ontology annotation, cellular component: external side of plasma membrane; integrin complex. The transcript has 32 exons. The record is from RefSeq and is a predicted model, not a curated record. Gene Ontology annotation, biological process: integrin-mediated signaling pathway; cell adhesion mediated by integrin; cell-cell adhesion.